Molecule: messenger RNA, 3189 nt
Organism: Athene cunicularia (burrowing owl)
Lineage: Eukaryota; Metazoa; Chordata; Aves; Strigiformes; Strigidae
Gene: PPP2R3B
Product: protein phosphatase 2 regulatory subunit B''beta
Exons: 13
Coding region: 356-1900 (514 amino acids)
Biological process (GO): protein dephosphorylation
Cellular component (GO): protein phosphatase type 2A complex
Molecular function (GO): protein phosphatase regulator activity; calcium ion binding
Source: RefSeq, a predicted model, not a curated record
AGGAAGCUAUGAAAUGACCACGGCUGGCCUCUCUGCAUUCCUGUAAGGCUUGCUUUUUUAAAAUUGGAAGCGGCUUUUAUAGAUGCUCCUCCAAACAGGUUUGUUUUUUUCCAUACUGUCCCAUUUAGACUUUGGAAUGUGUGUAUGAAAGGGCAGGCCCCCAAAGUGACUUUCCAAUCUGUUUUUGCAGUUCCAGCCAAGUUCCCUUUAAUGUAUGGAGCAAGUGAAGUUGAGUUGACUCUUAUAAUAUCACAGAACUCGGGCGCAGCUGCUGCUUUAAGUGGCACUGUGUGAUAGUACAACAGCUCUGCUAUUUACUGGGACUCAAGUGCCUGGACUGGCACACAGACAUUAUAUGAAAUCCGAAAGCAUGAGGAUAAAGGAGAUUUCUUUGCGGCAGGAUCCUGAUCUAAGAAAGGAGUUGGCAUUGCUAGCUCGAGGAUGUGAUUUUGUUUUGCCUUCUAGAUUCAAGAAGAGACUGAAAGCUUUUCAGCAGGUCCAGGUUCAGACAAAGAAGGAAGAAACUUUGCCACCAUCACUUAGUCAGAACAUUCCAACUUUCUAUUUUCCUCGAGGAUGUCCUAAGGAAAAAGUAAAUAUAGAUGCUGUGAUUGCCAAAAUUGAGAGAACUUUCUCUGAGUUUCCAAAUGAGAGGGCAACAUUAGAAGACAUGGGGAAGGUUGCAAAGGCUUGUGAAUGCCCACUUUACUGGAAAGGUCCUUUGUUUUAUUGUGCUGGAGGUGAACGAACAGGAUAUGUGUCAGUUCAUAAAUUUGUUGCAAUGUGGCGGAAAAUACUUCAGACCUGCUAUGAUGAUGCUGCAAAGUUUGUUCAUCUUCUAAUGAACCCUGGAUGCAACUACUUGGUGCAAGAAGACUUCAUUCCUUUUUUACAAGAUGUGGUGAAUAGUCAUCCUGGCCUAUCAUUUUUAAAAGAAGCAGCUGAAUUUCAUUCUCGGUACAUUACCACAGUUAUACAGAGAAUAUUUUAUACGGUAAAUAGGUCCUGGUCUGGGAAAAUAACUUGUAACGAGCUCAGGAAAAGCAACUUUUUGCAGAAUGUGGCAUUAUUGGAAGAGGAAGCUGAUAUUAACCAGCUGACAGAGUACUUCUCAUAUGAACAUUUUUAUGUUAUCUAUUGCAAAUUUUGGGAGCUGGAUACAGACCAUGACCUCUAUAUUGAUCGGAAGGAUUUAGCUCGCCAUAAUGAUCAUGCAAUAUCAAAUAGGAUGAUAGAGAGGAUCUUCUCAGGAGCGGUAACAAGAGGUAGGAAAGCACAAAAAGAUGGAAAAAUUAGCUAUGCUGAUUUUGUCUGGUUUUUGAUAUCUGAAGAGGACAAGAAGACACCAACUAGCAUUGAAUACUGGUUUCGCUGCAUGGAUCUUGAUGGGGAUGGUGCUUUAUCUAUGUAUGAACUGGAGUAUUUUUAUGAAGAACAGUGCCAAAAGUUAGAUAACAUGGCCAUAGAACCUUUGCCAUUUGAAGACUGUUUGUGCCAGAUGCUGGAUCUUGUGAAGCCACAAUAUGAAGGAAAAAUUACUCUGCAUGAUUUAAAGCGAUGUAAGUUGACAAAUGUGUUUUUUGAUACUUUUUUCAACAUUGAAAAAUACCUUGACCAUGAACAGAAGGAUCAGUUUUCUAUGUUGCGGGAUGGUGAAGGUGAAAGCCAAGAGGUCUCUGACUGGGAGAAGUAUGCUGCUGAAGAGUACGACAUCUUGGUAGCAGAAGAGGCAGCAAGUGACCAGUGGAAUGACGAGUAUGAAGCAGAACUGAAUCCUGUAGACCAUCAGAAGGCCAGUGUCCUAAAGUAUCAAAUGGAAAAAAGACCAUUUUUUGAAAUGCCUUCCCAUCUGGCUGAUGUAGACUUGGAUGACUAUGACUACGAAGAGGACUUUGAGUAGUGGUUACUUAUGGUCAACACUUGCAGAAGAGAAGGGACAGUCUGCAGCAGGUCUGCUAUACAUCUAUAUGUUUCACUGGGUCUUGUUUCCAGGAAGUCAGCUUAGUUUUGUGCUAAAAAUAUUUAAUCACUAAACUACCUUUCAAAUAAAAGAAGUGCAUUUGUAUGGAAUGAUGAAACUUUUUGUAUUUAUUCAAUAGUCUAUAGUUUGUAAAAUAGAUUAAAAUAUUUAUUUACAGAUGUUGCAUAAUUCCUUUUUGAAAGAAUAACAAUAUUUGACUUUAGGGAAAAGUAAUCUACUGUUUUUGAGAGAAACUCUGUAGUUCCCUCAAAGUUGAUGUGCGGUGCACUGACCAUCUCCGUCCCAUAGGCAGACAGAUAUUCCUGUCCUGUAUGGGAGGUGAGGAGACAAUGUGCAUCUGGCUGGCACUGCUUACGUGCUCAGGCAGCCCUCGGGCUUUCCUGCCUUGGCAAGGAAGAGCCAGGACUGAGUGCGUGGUUCAGCGCUCAUUUACAAGCAGUUUCAUUUGACAAGCUGAGCAUAUUAGUGCACAAGGAAGAUAAUGCCUGAGACAAGUUGCUUCUCUUCUCUGUGUAGUCCUUGUUUGCCCCAACUUUAAUUCUGCUUGCCCUUUUAAACUUCAGUCUUUUCAUUGGUGUUCAUUAUAAAAAAUUAUUUAAUAAUGAAGUCUGUUUUAGUGUUCAUACUUGAUCUAAAAUGAGUUUGUUCAUUCAUGUAGAAGGAACCAAUUUUUUAAAAUCCUUUGUAUAAAUGUUACUUGAUCAGUGAUGUGCACUAAUCUGUUGUGGGCAUUCAGUGCUUUUGUCUGUCCCCCCCUUCAGUUGUUUGCUAUUGACACAUUCCAAGGAUAUUCAUCAGUGUCACAGCAGCUUGAAAUUGUUGCCUCACUUUUACUGUUAAACAGAUUUUGUUUGAAAAAAAAAUGUACAAAAAGAUGUAAGUUAUUUUUUGGUUGCAGUGUAGAUCUGUUAAAAAUCACGUUUGUAUUUUCAAAUAAAGAUUUUUUUCAUACAUGUAAUUUGACAGUUGUAAUUAGUAUGUAUUGCAUACAGUUAACUUACUAAAGAAGGAUCAUCAAAGAUGAGUUACACAUGUUUGCAGUCUGGUUAGAUAAUUACACCAAGCUGCAUACUCAGAACUGAGCUCUAGCAGGUUUUUUCUUUUUCAUCCAAAAGACAGUGUUGCUGAGCAGCUGGAAGUGGUACAGAGAAAUCUGUUCCAUUUACUCAUCACACCAAUUCCUGUAGAGACUUAGCAACCUCUAUAUC